GCUUAGCGGAGGAUCAGGGCCCUGUCUGACGGGCUUGGCAGCGGCAGGAAUGCGGGCGCGGGCUCACCCACCUGCCGAGCCCGGCUUCACAGCAUCCCUGGGGAGCCCGUCCCCUCCCCGUCGCCGGGGGGAGGGGGGGUGCCACCGGGGACCGUCCUAACCGCGCCGACACGGUCGAUGUCCCCCAAAUCGUCUGAAACACAUUCCCACGAUUUCCAAGAGGGCGCCGGCGGGGGAGCGCGCGGCGCUUCACAAAGCCAGUGCAAAACCUGGGCAAAAUCGCAGAGGGAUUUUCGCAACACGUCUUUGUGAGGUGCCUCCUUCCUCACGGUGUGCGAGGCUUGCCUCUCGGUGUGCAAGCUCGCCCGGCAGGUGCCCGCGCCACGCACGCCGCCACCCGCUGUCGCGCAGCCAGGGCGCCCUGCGCCUGGGCCACGCCUUGCGAUGCCUCUGCGGACCGAGGAGGGACGAGCACCUGCGGUGGAAAAGUUCCCGAUCUUCGCCGACAGAAGGAUCCAGAAGACAAGAGAGAAGGUGUUCUAAGAAUCUUGGUGUCAAGCUAUGUUCGAUUUGAAUUGCUGGAAGUACACAAGGCCCCCAGAGGAUGGCGUAAUCCCCGGCAUUCUUCUCACUCUUCUGUGGCACUGAAAGCAGUGAGGAAGACACCCGGUGGCGGCAGGAGCAACGGCCAAAGCGCUUGCUAGAAGCAUCCAGAACUUGCUCUGCAAAUUUAUUUCGAUUCUGUUCUUCGCUCCUUCACCUUGAGCGCGCGGAGGCGGCGCUGAGCAAAGGCUAGACAGCAGGACGCCGUCAGCUGGAACCUGCAGCAGUCCGGGAAGGGGCAGAGCUCCCAGGGCCGCUCCCGUCCACGGAGGAACACGCAACAACGGUGACCCGACUUGCAGGAUCCCACCCAGACUCUGACAAGCCCACCCUCACGCCCGCAAGAAAACGAUUCUCACUUUUCAUUGGCUGACCCUGGCGGAGUGAGCCCUUGCUUCAUUUUCAUUGGCUGCCGCGGCCAUCACGUCCUCUCGCCACACCCACCUACCCGGCGGCGCCCAGUGAGCUUUGGGGGGGAGAGAUUUACUGAGGGCGGGGGCGGGAGUCGCGCGCAGCCAGCCCGGGCGGUCCCCCUUCCCCACCCACCCCGCGCCGCGGCCCCCGCCCCGCCCCCCGGCCCGAGGCCCCGCCCCCGGCCCUGCCGGGUCCCGCCCCUCCCUCCAGAGAGGGCGGGGACCAGGCGGCGGCCGCAGUCGCAGGAAUAUGCUGGAAGCCGGCGGGCGGACGCCCAGGCGGUGCUGAAGGGACAGUUCCCGCCGCCAAACUUGCCCCGCGGCGGGAGGGCGGGUGGAGGGCCCCCGAGCCAGCGGGGGCACGUGAGCGAUGGAGACCAUCUGGAUCUACCAGUUCCGCCUCAUCGUGAUCGGGGACUCCACGGUGGGCAAGUCGUGCCUCCUGCACCGCUUCACCCAGGGCCGCUUCCCCGGGCUGCGCUCCCCCGCCUGCGACCCCACGGUCGGCGUGGACUUCUUCUCCCGCCUGCUGGAGAUCGAGCCGGGCAAGCGGAUCAAGCUGCAGCUGUGGGACACGGCGGGGCAGGAGCGCUUCAGAUCAAUAACUCGAUCUUAUUAUCGCAACUCAGUUGGUGGGUUUUUAGUGUUUGACAUCACCAACCGACGCUCUUUCGAACAUGUGAAAGAUUGGCUAGAAGAGGCAAAAAUGCACGUGCAGCCGUUUCGGAUUGUGUUUCUGCUGGUGGGACACAAGUGUGACUUGGCUUCACAGCGACAGGUGACUAGGGAAGAAGCCGAAAACCUGUCCGCAGACUGUGGUAUGAAGUAUAUAGAAACCUCCGCAAAAGAUGCCACAAACGUCGAGGAGUCCUUUACAAUCUUGACAAGAGACAUUUAUGAACUUAUUAAAAGGGGGGACAUCUGUAUUCAAGAUGGCUGGGAAGGGGUUAAGAGUGGUUUUGUUCCAAAUACUGUGCAUUCUUCCGAAGAGGCAGUGAAGCCCAGAAAAGAGUGCUUCUGCUGACUUCAAACAGGCCAAAGAACUAACGGGAACAGACUGGGUGUCAUCUCAGGAUAAAUACCAACAUGGACGGCAGAAUGAUGCAACGCAAACAUUGGAGAAAGAGUUACAAGCCUGCGCUAACGCUGUUUUGUAAGGUAUUUAUUUCAGAGCACUAUGCUUACCUGCUACACUACCAGAUUGGGUAUUUUGCUAAAUUAUCAGGCAAAGCAGACAACUUUUUCUUGAAACUCGAGUGUCUACAGAAUUACUCCCUUUCUCACUUUGUUAGCGUACAACUGACCUUCAUGUCCACGUAUAUCAAUGUGACUCAUUUUUCUUGACAGUUUAAAAUGGGUUUUUUGUGCCUAUGUAGUCUCACUGAAAAGAUUUUAUCAGGCAUUAUAUUCUCACGAGUUAAUUUGUUAAUACUGAAUAGUAAAGUGGAUUUAAAAGUGCACUGUUCGCUUACAAAGUAAACAAUCUCAGACAUAUCAUCAGCUAGGACUAAAAUAACAAUUCCCUGUAUAAGGUACCAUGUUUUUAACCAUUCUUUGAAAUAUUUAUCCUCCCUUAAUUUACCUGAACAUAAGAAAAUAAGUUUUAUACUCAUUUUUGUUCUCUGAUUUAUUGCUUUUGAUAAUUUUAUGUUUUGUGAAGAUAUCUAAGGAUCCAAGCAAAAUAUUUUAUUGCAAAUAUUUAUAAAAACAAAAAUGAAGGACAAUUCAUCAGCAAAUGUUUUGAUGUUAUAGUAUAUUGUCCUUAUUUAGACAAGAAAAACAAAUUUAUUUAUAUACAGGCAUUUUCAAAGAAAGUAAAUGCAAUUUACCCUGAACUAUUGUCAAAAUUAUUGAUAUAGGUAAAUAUGGCAUGUUCUUAGUGAUCGCUUUGUUGUCCACGUAAGUUCUUGAAUUUCCCCGUUUCUGGUACAAGAAAAUUAUAGGAAAGAUUUCUGGACAAGGACGAUUGGUUAGAUGUUUCAUAUAAUUAGCAUUCAAAUUGUAUUUCAGUAAAACUAAAGAUAGAAUAAUGAGUUAGGGCUAUAAAAUGACUUCUGAGUUUUCUAAUUUUUAACUUAUUGAUUAAAUUCUCUUCCUGGAAGGGACAUUUUGAUCACAAACUCAAAUAUUUUAUAACCUGCAUUUCUGUUCUGUUAACAAUCCGUAAUCACAAAGGGGCACCAAAUGCAGCCCCCUUUUUGAAAUCAUGACUUUUACUGUUAAAAUAGUAGCUCCAUUUGUUUGAAAACCAAACUGAUAUGGUAGAAAGAACAUUUAAUGAGAAAUCAGAAAGCCUGGGUCCUAAGCUUGCCUUUGCUGUACCAGUAUUUGAGCAUGAGUGAGUCACUUAACCUCGCUAAGCAUCCGUGCUCUUAACUGUAAAAUGAGGCUAAUAACACCAUUUAUUGUGCUUCAUGGAAUUAUUUUGAGAAUCAAGUGGAUCAUGUGAAAAAGCUUCGUGAAUAGAGAAAGCAUUAUGCAAAUACGAGUGUGGUAUCAGCUGCUCAUGGGCAUACUAUUAUAUUUACAACGGAUGAGAAUUUUGUUUUCUCAUAUUCUUUCCCCUCAUCCCCACGUUCUGCAGAGGGAGCAAAAGAAGGUGCAUGCUUUCGUGGACCUGGGGGGUCAUGUAUGCCCUCUGCCCUCUUGCUCUGAAACACCACUCCUCCAAGGUGGAAAUGAUAGGGAGGGAAAUCCCAGGAGACUUAAUUCAGGCAGAACUCCUGUUUGAAUGUGGUUUUUGUGCAUCUUUGAAGUAGAUAUUUAAUUAUAUUUUAAAUACUUGUACAUUUUCUAGGUUCAUGGAAGUAUUUUUAAUAGUGCUUACGGAGAGAAGAGUAUAAAUUAUAACAUCACUGUAAGAUUGUGGUUCUAUUGUCAACAUUUUCUUGAUAUCCUUGUAUUAAUUUCACUCGAGUGAGUUCAAACUGUAAUUGAUCAGAUGAGAAUAGCUGUCCCCCCAAAUGUGAAGUCAUCUAUUUUUACUGCUACAAUUUUAAAUCUUGUAGUACAGUUUUCCAUCGGUCCAAAAUGGCACCAACUCAGAAACUGAGUAUCUAACAACAAUUUAAAGUACGGUCCCCUGGGCCUAAUUGUAAAGUUAAACAGCUAAACUAUAAAAUACGAUUUAAGUUUCAGUGGACACCCUUUAUAAUACUAACGUUGGGGUAAAACUAAUAUUUGGCCUAGAGGGUAUGAUGUGUUCCAAGAUUUAGAAUAGAACUAAAGAGUCAGACGCAAACAAAUGGAAAUGCAGGGCCCCCCAAAAGUUGAUACUUCACCAAGGUCACACAAAAGCAGAAGCAAGCCUAGAACUCUGCCUAGUCAAGGUUCUUUCCAUUACUCUGCUGUGUCGGGGUGUGUGUGUGUGUGUGUGUGUGUGUGUGUGUGUGUGCGCGCGCGCGCGCGUAUGUGCGCGUGUGAGGUAAAGCAAAGGGAAAAUAUGAUCUAGCUGAAUCCACAAAAUACUAAAACUGGGCCAUAGCAUUUUGAGGUUAUAGAAGAGUUGUUUGUGGUGCAACAACACUAAAAUGAACAAUAACUACAAAGAUCUGAGUUCUUAUGCAAGAUUGCCAAACAUCUAUAUAACCUUAGCCAGAUAUUUUUAUCCAUAUACAUACAUAUAUAUAUAAAAUAACUAACCUAUUUUCUUACACAUAAUUAGGAAGAAUAUGGAUAAUGGAUAAUGAUGCCAAAAUAGUAAAAAUACUUGCUCCAGGCAAAACAUUUUGACUAAGUGUCUUACGAGUCAGAUAUUCUUGAAUCAGAUAUAAUUGAAAUUAAUUAAUUUAAAAUGUACUUAAUUUAAAUUUAAACCUAUUUAAAUUUAAAAUCAAAAUGAAUGGAUGAUGUAGCUAAUUACUAAAUAUUUUAAAUAAACAUGAUAAAGAAGAAAUGAAAAACUAUCUGAUCAUAUAAUACACUUGUCCCUGACAAACACUUCUCAUCUUGAGCUGCGUUAACGCUUUCAGAGCAUGUGGUAAAUGUGAUGGUUCAUUAAAUGGUAAGCUUAAGCCAAAAUGAUUUUGUAAACAGGAUGCUUUUAAAUGUGGCCUUUACAUGCAUAAUAGUAGCCAUCAAGAUUUCUUUGAAAGUUUAUACUAGGUUUCCAAAAGCCUCCAAGUCCUCCGUGAUUUCUUUUUAGUGGCAACCAAAGCAGCCUUUAUUACUGUUAAGGUAAAUUUACCAAUCUAUUUAUCCAACUUUACAGUAUUCAAAAACUGAAUCUAUGGAUUAAUAAAAUCCUUUUAAGAGUGCUUUUGAUUUUAUAUUGCCUUUGGUUCAAUCAAGUACAAAGCUUCCACUGACUUUAAAGAGUGCACUGUAUUUGAAUAAUUUCCUUAGGUCUGACAGAGUGAUAAGGAUUUGAAAGACUAAAGACCCACUUCGGAAGCUAAUUCAUUUGUAACUGCCUGGAGAGAUUUAGUUGGAAAUACAAAGGAAACAUGUAAUCUUUAAGGAAAAAAAAAAAAGAAGAAGAAGAAAGAAAGAAUAUAAAGGCUUUAAAGUUAGAUCCUUUGUAUUUUAAAAUAGAAUACAUUCCCAACAAGAAGCUAGCUUGUAAAUUCCACAGCUGAUAAAUAGCCAUCUCUGCUUCAAAAUCUUUCUAAAUCUCCAUGUUUUCACUAAACUUUCCUGAGUGACCAGUCUUCACCUGAUCUUAAAAUAACUAACAAACUUUUCUCCUGAACUUGGAUGAACUGCUACAUGACUUGGUAUUUCUAUAAUCCUAAUCACUGAUGAAAGUAGACACAUGAGUGUUGAGCUGUGACAAUCUAUAGCAAUCAUUACAGACUCUGAUUCGCUUCCUAUACAUCAUCAUGGCAUAGAAUAAAUGAAGAGAAAAGAAAAAUUUUAAAGAUUAUAUUUUAAAUUAGUGCUCCUUAUUGUUACAUCUGUCUGGAAAAUUUCUUUGUCUUUUUUUAAAUAGUGCCUAAAACAUUGUCUUAUCGAUGUGCUCUUCGGUGACUAGUAAUUAAUGAUUAUUAUGUUGAAUUAAUCCUAUUAAAUGUGGACUCCAUAUAUAUGGUUUUAAUUUCUACAUUCCAUGGAGAAACAAACAUGUUUUGCUACAGUCAUCUCUUGCCAGUUUCUUUUCGAGUAACAGCCAAUGGAAGAAAGACAUGAUAUACAUUUUUUGAAGUACGUUAUUAGUGUUAUUUGAUUUUAAAUAAUGAAUAAAAAGAAUGAGAAUGAGAA
This is a messenger RNA of Zalophus californianus (California sea lion), 6215 nucleotides long. RefSeq names its product RAB39A, member RAS oncogene family (gene RAB39A). Gene Ontology annotation, molecular function: GTP binding; GTPase activity. Lineage: Eukaryota; Metazoa; Chordata; Mammalia; Carnivora; Otariidae. The record is from RefSeq and is a predicted model, not a curated record. The coding region runs from base 1387 to 2040 and encodes 217 amino acids. Gene Ontology annotation, cellular component: Golgi membrane. The transcript has 5 exons. Gene Ontology annotation, biological process: Rab protein signal transduction.